Messenger RNA from Lutzomyia longipalpis, 4040 nucleotides. RefSeq names its product cell surface glycoprotein 1. The record is from RefSeq and is a predicted model, not a curated record. The coding region runs from base 474 to 3452 and encodes 992 amino acids. The transcript is spliced from 11 exons. NCBI's taxonomy places the organism in Eukaryota, Metazoa, Arthropoda, Insecta, Diptera, Psychodidae.
AUUGGCGUUUUGACGUCUCUGUGUGUGAAAAAAAAGUCCGUGAAAAUUUUGUAAAAGAAUUUUUGUUCACUCUAUCAAAUUGCCUUCCUUCGUGGGCUCUAUUCCUGGGCUCUGCCCUGUCCUUUGUGAUCACUCUCUUAGUGUUGUUGAAAAUUCAUUUGGGUCUCCCCACCGAGUGGGCUGGAUCGAAGAAAAAUCCAUUCAUGCGAUUAUCACACAGGGGACAUCUUGCGUAUAUGCGCUGAAUAUUUGAGGGUUUUUGGGGGCGUCUCUGGGUAAGCCCUACAAGUGGCGUGAUUUGUGAAGGAAGUUCGUGAAAGAAAAAAAAAGGAAGAAGCCAAAACGCCACUGCAGAAGAACCAAAAAAUACUACGUAGAAAAAAGAAGAAUAUUCAGCAGGUCAGUUUGCGUGUGGGUUGUGUAUCAAAUGAGGGCAGAGUCUCACUUCUGUGCUGUGCCUCAGAAAUUCCUGUAUGCAGAAAAAAAUGGAGAAUGCAGAUGGAUCCAAUCGCUCACGCGAACAUGAUUCAUUGAGUGUCUCCCUGCGGAAUUUCCUCAAUGUUGCCUUUCAGUCGACAACCGUGGACACAUCUGUAGCAUCAGAACGUCCAGACAUGGACUGUGAUCGCCUAUUUGCUGCUGAACCAAUUGAUGAUGGAAUUCUCGAUCCAGCCGUCUUCCUGACUGACUACCAUUCGCUGAAUCCCAACGUUCGGCUGCCUCAUGAUUUACUCUCACACCCGAUAUCCAAUACGUAUUCAGCUUAUCAAAAUCUGAGUGUUGUUGGUGCCAACUGUGAGAUUCUCACGUCAAAUUCUGUUCCUCCAACGUCAAUAAUGCAACCAGAUUCAUCAACAUCCGCCACGGGAGAGUUCUAUCGGGAUCCCUUCCCACUGGAAUGGUCUCGUCUCACCCCAUUGCCGCCUGAACAGAACUAUCAACCCCCUGAGGAGGUAGUUACGGACACGGCGAUUAAUCUGAGAAGGAGACGUGCUAGUCCCGAUGAGAAUCCAACUCCGUGCAAAAUUCCCAACACAAAUCCCGAUUCAUCAACGACAAAUUGCCCCACAAAGUACGAGACUGAAAAUUCCAUUGAGGACAUGCAGCCAAUUCCCGAGGAACACAACUAUCUGCCACAGGAAGUGUCAAAUCAUGAACCAUUCAAUUGCGUUGAAUGCUUCCCACCCACCUCGCAUGCUCAUGCUGAAAAUGUAACACAAACCAAAGUUGAGAAGAAGACAGAAUCGCCCAGGAUGGCAUUCUAUCAGCCCCAAAGUCCCCAACCUGGAAGUUCCGGAGGAGGAGGAAACUUCUCCAGUGAACCUAUUCCAGGACCAAGUGGUGUUAGUAGAACUUCCGGAACGGGUAGGAAUACAAAGCAUGGUGGGGUGAUUAAGAAAAUUGGCAUUUGGUAUGAUGAUUCAAGUUGUGACGAGAGUUCAGACAAUGAGAGUGACCGGAAGCACUAUCAGGAGUCCCUUUCAUCGAGAUCUGUGAUUGUUACAAAUGAAGCAGCCGUCCAGACGACGUCUGAUGCCUCACAGGCACCAUCGGGUUCAUCUGCUGGUACAGCCGAUGUGCCUGGACCAUUCCUAACUGCUCCUGAUCUCUCCCUCGACUGCUUGUACGAUUCGAGUGGCGAUGAGAGUGAUGUGGUGCUCGUAACACCGGACAAUCCCCCAAUUGAUCUUACGGGAGAUUCAGAUGAGGAGGAUUUGUCAUACGGAAUGAUACAGCCAGCCCACUUGGAUAUACGCCCACAGCGUAUUGAGAGUGGUCGAAGGGCACCAACGGGUGAAGGGCUUUCAACAGGUGGCAAUGCAUCGAGUAGUACGAGUGAUGUCCCACAGCCCAUGAGACUCUUCAGUGAGUACCCGUGGACAACGUGCAAUCCCUUCCGGAUGCACACGGAUAACACAUCGGACUACAAUGUGGAUUACUUCUCGCCAAAUCGUCGUCCAACACUUCCGGUGCCGUCAAUUCCAACAACAAUUUAUCGUAGACGUGAGAAGCCAGAUCGUGCGCAGGCAGGAAGUCGUCCCGUCUUGUCACCACCAUCUGUCUCACCGGAUGUGCCGGUGGAACGUGCAAGUAGUGCAAUGCACUGGGCAGUCAGUAGGGGUACAACAGCGUGUGAUUCUCCGCCCCAAAGAAUGCAUCAUCUACUCUCAAGGGCCAAUGAUCCAAUUCUCACCAAUAUUUGUGUUGAUCAACGUCUCAGGGAGAUUGAGCGUCCUACAACACCACCGCCGUACAUUAGGGAUGUUUCCCCAUUGCCCCAGGAGUACAAUGCAUCAGAUUCAACUGUGAUCUACGUGAUUCCAGACUCAGAUCCAAUACCUUCGGAGGGUCAACGGGAGAGAGUUCCACGUCCCAUUUCUCAAGCACCAGCUCCAAUACACAGCACUGAGGGUGGAUGUGGUAGUGGCAAUGGGGGUGGUGGUGGUGCGAGGAUGAUGAAUCAACCGAAUGGAGGAAGUGGAUCGAGCUCAUUUCAUGUGAUGGAGAGACCAACAAGGACUAACUUGUGUGGUGUUGUAUCGUCAACGCAUCAACCAAUAAUGACACCAUCAACGCAACAUUCAUUUAGAACUAUCUUUGGACGCACAAAUGCCGGGCAGGGAGCAUGCCAUCCGCUGCUGGAUCAUCGCUACAGUCGCAUGGGGACACGACAAAAUUCACCCUAUCAUAGCAAUUGUAUCCGUCCACCACCGUAUGCGCCGCAUGAGAAUCUGUGGUGUCGCCAGCAGAAUACCCAGGAACUCCAUAGACGCCUCAUGACGCCCAGCAAUUGUGUCAGUGGGCAUCGGCAGGCCUCUUCCCGGCCAGCGUGUGGCUGCAAUGAGACCCGUGGAAGCUUCCUCUAUCCACGGCGUCGUCGUACAUCCUAUCCAGCUGCCAUGGAGCACUCCCCGCCGCCGUUGCAGCAGCCAACCCUACCACGGGAUUCACCCUUCCCCAUUCGUUCGUAUCGCGAUCACAGGUUGUGGCAGGAGAUGCUGAGAGCACGUGAGCAGCAUGUGUACCACCAUAUGUUCCAUCCAUGGUUGGAAGAGGCUUCGGGUCCGCAGCUACAUGUGAGCAUUGGCUUGAGACCGGAACGUGACACAACGCAUCCACUUUUGUCGCGUCUCAAUCAAUUUGUGCGCGUCAUUGAGGCACGUGGCUUGGCAGGGAGCAAUCGUGGGGCGACGCAGGAAGUGAUUGAGCGCAACACCUUCCCGCACAAGUACAAGCGGGUGUCCAGAUCAACAGAUGGGGAUGAGGAUAAUACGGAGAAGUGCACCAUCUGCCUGUCGCAGUUUGAGAAUGACAACGAUGUGAGACGCCUGCCGUGCAUGCAUCUUUUCCACAUGGAUUGUGUCGAUCAGUGGCUCGUGACGAAUAAACACUGCCCCAUUUGUCGUGUUGAUAUUGAGACUCAUCUGAGCAAAGACAUGACUUCCAUUUGACCGCAUCUGCACAAUCUCUUCUUUCCGGAUUAGUUAAGUGUUGCAAAAAUUAUUGGCUCAAUAGUUGAACAAAUUUUUCUUCUAUAAAAAAAUGGAAUCGUUAAUUUAACUUCUUUUCUCUAUAAAUUUUGGGAUUCAUUUGGAAAAGUAAAAAAAAGAACAUGAAAGAUCUUAAUUUUGGAUUUAAAUAAAAAUGAAGAAUAAAAAUUAUAAUCCCUAAAAGACCUAGAAAUCAGCAGAAAUCAAGAAAUAUUGAAGAAAAGACAAAAAAAAUUAAAAUUUAUUGUUUAAUUUCUCUGUAAAACUUUAUUUUCUAUUAAUCUCUUAUGUUAAAAAAAAUGUUAAUUUACUUAUGGAACAUGCUAAAUGGGGGUGAUUUAAGUGGCGGAGGGUAUUUAUGAAUGGGGGAAUUUGGUGUGGAAAUUUAUUUUUGAUAGUAAAAACUCCAAAAUCGAUAUAUUAUAUUAUUAUAUGUAAAUCUUAUUCAAACAAAUAUGUAAAAAGCACUAUAUAUUGAAGAAUAUUUGGGAAAGAAAAAGUGCCAUAAAAUACAAAAUAAAUAGAAAUAAAACAUUUUUUCUCUCAAAA